Geodia barretti is the source of this 1301-nucleotide messenger RNA. The record is from the annotation of a GenBank genome assembly. Lineage: Eukaryota; Metazoa; Porifera; Demospongiae; Tetractinellida; Geodiidae.
CUCCUGGUCUCCUCCUGAUAAUGGUGGAGGGAGACCUCUCUAUGAGAUAGUCUACACCAUCCACAUACACGGUAUGCUUAAUACAGUGUUUAAACUCGCCGAGUAUCAUUUCACUGCCUUAGAUGGUUCUUCCACUCUGAAAAAAGUGGUAAACAGUACAGAGACCAUUGUGACUGGACUGACUCCUGGUGUCCUCUACACAUUCUCUGUAUCUGCUGAGAAUGAUGUCUCCUCUCAGGACAACAAUAUCAAUGCCAGAACUGUCAAUAUCUCUAUAGCUACAGUACCUUCUAGUGUUAGAGACAUUCAAGAACACUGUACUGUUGUGGUUUGGAAGGAACCGAGCAGAAAACUAAUGGUCCUAUCGAAAGCUACCUUUUGACGUUCAGGAGGGAAGAUCUGUCCACGUCAGUAGCGUCUAGUCCUACAUACCACUAUUACGUUAUUCAACCACGUGAUAUCCCACCUGGAGUUGGACCAGUUACAGUGGAGGUGAGAGCUAGGAACGCAAUAGGACUUGGUCCUUUGUCACAACCACCAGUGACCAUAUACUGCCUAAGUGAGAACCCAUCUCCCGCUCCAAUGCCGACUCCAACCACACCAGAGUGUCCAUCUUGCCCCCCACCUGUCACCUGCUCUCCUGCUGCAACCCCUCUUCCUUGCCCAACCUGUCCCUCUUGCCCUACUCCCACCUGCCCUCUAAUUACGAGUAGCCCCUGUCCUAACGAGUGUUCACUGUGUCCGUCGAUAACUCAAAGUUCACCUGAGCCCUCAUCCCCACUACCACUGCUGUGCCCCACACAAAGCUCCUGCCCUCCAUGUGAAGAGUGUCCCAUGGAAGAGUUUAAUGUGCCAGGGAUAGUAACCAAUAUCCGCCUGUCUUCCUGCAAUGUUUUGCUGUGGGAUACGCCGAGAGAUGGUGGUAAAUGCAUCUCAGAGUACAAGGUUCGGCUGUACAAUGGAAGGACGUAUGGUAGCUCAGACCAGAGGAGCAUUGUGAGUGUCAGAGGAAGGAAUAUGACAAUCAAUUGGAUCCCCUCCACUGGCACUGUCUCUAUCAAUGUAAGAGCUAAGAACGGUGUUGGCUUGGCAAAGGCUUGGAGCUCCACAUUCCAUCUUCUUUCUGAGGCUCUGUCGUGUGACAUUACUGAAGGUCUAGCAGCAAAUAGCACUCUCUAAUGAACUUUAUACCACGUUGGACAGAAUAUUAAUUGACUAGUUGUACUUUUGUGUGACUCUUUCAAAACAAGUGCCAUUAUGUGUCUAAGGAACUUCACAGCAUCUCAGACAUGUGCUAUGUA